Funneliformis caledonium is the source of this 288-nucleotide messenger RNA. The record is from the annotation of a GenBank genome assembly. Lineage: Eukaryota; Fungi; Glomeromycota; Glomeromycetes; Glomerales; Glomeraceae.
AUGAAUUUAAAACUAUUCAAAUUAACUUUGCAUUAUAGAAGUACUAAUAGUGCAAUUAAUCCACUUGAUCCAAAUUUAUAUCCUUACACACAACAGUCUUAUAAUACAAAUACACAAGUGAUGCAACAUUUACAAAGUUCAUUUGCACUAAAAACUCUCAAUUCUAAUGAAAUAUUCACUAAUGAGAAAUCCAAUACUGACAAAAAUAGUAACAAACGAAAAUAUAUAUGCAAAGUCUGUAGAGAACCUGGUCAUAAUGCUAGAAAAUGCACAAAGCAGCAUCAAUAA